Messenger RNA from Indicator indicator, 1158 nucleotides. RefSeq names its product family with sequence similarity 118 member A (gene SIRAL2). The transcript is spliced from 8 exons. The coding region runs from base 4 to 1158 and encodes 384 amino acids. Lineage: Eukaryota; Metazoa; Chordata; Aves; Piciformes; Indicatoridae. The record is from RefSeq and is a predicted model, not a curated record.
GAGAUGGAUUCAUCGGAACAAUCAAUAAUCAGAAGUGAGCAGAAAUCCAGAAAAUUCUUAAAAAGUUUAAUAAGAAAACAGCCUCAGGACCUUCUUCUUGUAAUUGGAACUGGGGUGAGUGCUGCAGUAGCACCAGGAAUCCCAGCAUUGUGCUCUUGGAGGAGCUGCAUUGAGGCUGUAAUUGAAGCAGCUGAAGAGCUGGAAGUGCUUCACCCGGGAGAUGUUGCUGAAUUCCGUAAAAAAGUGACCAAAGACAGAGACUUGCUUGUGGUUGCACAUGAUCUCAUCAGGAAAAUGUCACCUCGUACUGGGGACACAAAACCCAACUUCUUCCAGGAUUGCUUAAUGGAGGUGUUUGAUAAUUUAGAACAACACAUUCAGAAUCCUGUUGUUCUGCAAUCAAUUCUGAGACUCAUGGAGAGAGGCACAAUGGUUCUGACUACCAACUAUGAUAAUUUACUUGAAAUAUUUGGUCAGCAACAGGGUAAACCUAUGGAAUCAUUAGACUUGAAAGAUAAGGAUAAGGUUCUUCAGUGGGCAAGAGGCCAUAUAAAAUACGGAGUUCUUCAUAUUCAUGGCUUAUAUACAGAUCCCUGUGGAAUGGUGCUAGAUCCCUCGGGAUAUAAAGAUGUUACUCAAGAUCCUGAAGUCAUGGAAGUUCUUCAAAACUUGUAUCGAACUAAGUCUUUUUUGUUUUUGGGCUGCGGAGAGACUCUGCGUGAUCAGAUAUUCCAAGCUCUCUUUCUUUAUACUGUAAAGAAUAAAGUGGAUUUAGAACAUUACAUGUUGGUGCUUAAAGAAAAUGAAGACCACUUUUUCAAGCUCCAGGCAGAUAUGUUGCUGCACGGAAUAAAAGUGGUGUCCUAUGGGGACUGCUUUAAACAAUUCCCAGAGUACGUACAAGAUCUGUCUGCUCAGAUCUGCAAGCAGAAAAGUCCAGAUGCUGAUCGAGUGGACAGCACAACACUGUUGGGAACUCCAUGUGUGGACUGUGCUAAAAGGAAGCUAGGAGAGAACAGCACUGACUCUCCCAAGAGAAUCAAGCAGUCAGAUAAUGCAGGUGCAAGUUUGCCUGUGCUUCAAAACCGUUUGGGCCAAGCUCUUAGCCAGGUGAAGCCACAACAGAGGCAAUGUUUGAAUGUCAGAAGUGACUUCUGA